Messenger RNA from Jaculus jaculus (lesser Egyptian jerboa), 4359 nucleotides. It is a transcript of the gene Canx, whose product is annotated as calnexin. Gene Ontology annotation, cellular component: endoplasmic reticulum membrane; endoplasmic reticulum. Lineage: Eukaryota; Metazoa; Chordata; Mammalia; Rodentia; Dipodidae. The transcript is spliced from 15 exons. Gene Ontology annotation, molecular function: calcium ion binding. Gene Ontology annotation, biological process: protein folding. The record is from RefSeq and is a predicted model, not a curated record. The coding region runs from base 197 to 1975 and encodes 592 amino acids.
AGAGGCGGACACAGGGCUGGGCUUCGUGCUGAGGGCUCGCUCGUGUGAUAGCGGUAGCUGUGGCCGAGGUCUCUCGGUUCUGCAGCACGUGACGGUCGGGCAGCCCCCGCCACGGUCUUCACUGCAGCGCGGGGCCGAGUUGUGCGGGUGGGAGAAGGUGUGGGCGCCGCCGGCGUUCCCUUGGAGGCUCCAGAUCAUGGAAAAGAAAUGGUUACUGUAUGUGCUACUGGUCCUUGGAACUGCCAUUGUUCAGGCUCAUGAUGGACAUGAUGAUGAUAUGAUUGAUAUUGAGGAUGAUCUUGAUGAUGUCAUUGAAGAGGUAGAAGAUUCGAAAUCAAAACCAGAUAGCAGCACACUUCCAUCUCCUAAGGUUACCUACAAAGCUCCAGUUCCAACAGGGGAAGUUUAUUUUGCUGAUUCUUUUGACAGAGGAUCUCUGUCAGGGUGGAUUUUAUCCAAAGCCAAGAAAGAUGACACUGAUGAUGAAAUUGCCAAAUAUGAUGGAAAGUGGGAGGUAGAUGAAAUGAAGGAAACAAAGCUUCCAGGUGAUAAAGGACUUGUGUUGAUAUCUCGGGCCAAGCAUCAUGCCAUCUCUGCUAAGCUGAACAAGCCCUUCCUGUUUGAUACUAAGCCCCUCAUUGUUCAGUAUGAAGUUAACUUUCAGAAUGGAAUAGAAUGUGGUGGUGCCUAUGUGAAACUGCUUUCCAAAACUCCAGAACUCAAUCUGGAUCAGUUCCACGACAAGACUCCCUAUACAAUUAUGUUUGGUCCAGAUAAAUGUGGAGAAGACUAUAAAUUGCACUUCAUCUUCCGCCACAAAAACCCAAAGACAGGAGUAUAUGAAGAAAAGCAUGCUAAGAGGCCAGAUGCAGAUCUGAAGACCUAUUUUACUGAUAAGAAAACACAUCUUUAUACAUUAAUCUUGAAUCCAGAUAAUAGUUUUGAAAUAUUAGUUGACCAAUCUGUCGUGAACAGUGGCAAUCUGCUAAAUGACAUGACUCCUGCUGUAAACCCUUCACGAGAAAUCGAGGACCCAGAAGAUCAGAAACCUGAAGACUGGGAUGAAAGACCUAAGAUACCCGAUCCAGAUGCUGUCAAGCCAGAUGACUGGGAUGAAGAUGCCCCUGCUAAGAUUCCAGAUGAAGAGGCCACAAAACCUGAAGGCUGGCUGGAUGAUGAACCUGAAUAUAUACCUGAUCCAGAUGCAGAGAAGCCAGAAGACUGGGAUGAGGAUAUGGAUGGAGAAUGGGAGGCUCCUCAGAUUGCCAACCCUAAGUGUGAAUCAGCUCCUGGGUGUGGUGUCUGGCAGCGACCUAUGAUUGACAACCCCAAUUAUAAGGGCAAAUGGAAGCCUCCCAUGAUUGACAAUCCUAACUACCAGGGAAUCUGGAAACCCAGGAAAAUACCAAAUCCAGAUUUCUUUGAAGAUCUGGAACCUUUCAAAAUGACUCCUUUCAGUGCUAUUGGUUUGGAACUGUGGUCCAUGACUUCUGACAUUUUUUUUGACAACUUUAUCAUUAGUGGUGAUCGAAGAGUAGUUGAUGAUUGGGCCAAUGAUGGAUGGGGCCUGAAGAAAGCUGCUGAUGGGGCUGCUGAGCCAGGUGUCGUGGGGCAGAUGCUGGAGGCAGCUGAGGAGCGCCCAUGGCUCUGGGUGGUCUACAUUUUGACUGUAGCUUUGCCAGUAUUCCUUGUUAUUCUCUUCUGCUGUUCUGGAAAGAAACAAUCCAAUGCUAUGGAGUACAAGAAGACAGAUGCUCCCCAACCAGAUGUGAAGGAAGAAGAAGGGAAGGAAGAGGAAAAGAACAAGGGAGAUGAGGAGGAAGAAGUUGAAGAAAAACUUGAAGAAAAGCAGAAAAGUGAUGCUGAAGAAGAUGCUGACGCUAUCAGUCAAGAGGAGGAAGACAGAAAACCUAAAGCAGAGGAGGAUGAAAUUUUGAACAGAUCGCCAAGAAACAGAAAGCCUCGGAGAGAGUGAAAUAAUCUUGAGAACUUGAUCUGUGAUUUCCUCUUCCUUCCCCUCCCUUGCAAGUGUGGUCCUAGGACAGGACCUGCUAUACCUUAGGUUAAAACUCCGAAAACCUCAAGACAUCACCAUCCACAGGUUCCAGUCAAACACUAGUCUGUAUAAGUUUAAACAUCUAGCAGUACAUAAUUGCGGUUGUGACAUAAAGGAGCCUGUUUCUGUAGAAAAGAAAACAUUUAACAUAAUGGUUGUGAAAUGUAACAUGAAGCAACUAACUUGUAUUUUCUGUUUGUUUGUUUGUUUUAAACAUCUUUUUUUUUAAUAGAAUGAUAGAAUUUUACCAGUCUAAAAUCUUGGCUUAAUUUAAUAUAUUAAUCUAUCCACAAAAACCACCAUCAUCAUUUUGAAGUAUUAGGGGGAAGAAUUGCAGUUUUUACAACAAAUUUUUUGUUUGGUAUUGCAAAACAUUCAAGUGUCUUUGUCCCUUAAAAUUGAUAAUCACGUUUAAGCAUAGUCAUUUGUCUUUAUAAUCUUGUUUUGUGUGCUUCCAUUACUCAGUUCCUCCUAAGGAAAAUGAGAGGGAUUAGGUGGAAGCCCAAAUUUAUAGAAGAGUCCCUUUAAAUUGUAUUGAGAAUAGACCAAAAAAAAAAAAAUCUUCAAAAGCAAAACACUUCACUUGAUGUUGGUUAGAUCAAAGUUAAUGUGUUCUGUGUUGCCCUUGGAACUGCUUAGUUCUCAGACAGGUUUGCAGUUAGUUAGGGGAGGAGGUGGCUUACUGUAGCAGUUUUGGGCAUUCUUAUAUCACACAUAGGGAGUGUCUGGCUUCCAGGCCUCUGGAGAACAAGGUUCAUUUUUAAGGCAUGCUGGUGGGGCCAGAGUAGAUGUUUUCAUCACUUGUGCCACUGUGUUGACACUGUUUCCUUACCUAUUUCCCCCAAACCCUCGCUUUCUCCUCUGCUAUGCAUACUCUUCACAGCGCAGCUUGCAGUCCGUUGCUGAAAAUGAUUAUAAAGCUCUGCAUAGUGUUAAGCUUUAUUGUGAUUAAAUGUGUUCCUUCUUUUUAAGCAGACCCACACCUUUCCAGGGUCUACCUACAGGAUAGAAUACAAGCUCAUUUUUAUCCAUUUCUUUUACUCAGUGUAAAGACUAGAAGUCUAAUAAAAGGUGGGCCAGUUUAGAAUUGACUAUAAUUGAACACAGGCUAAAAGUAUUUAUGGGAGGAGUGACAUGUAGCAUGAGUUAUUUGACUUUUGUAGGGUAUUUAAAGUCUUCAUUUGCAAUUCAUGUAAAAGUUGUCUUAAAUUUACACAAUAAAGCAGUCUGUUCGAUUUUUUUUUAAAGUGGUUUUGAGGCAUUUUUUUCAAAAGUGAUUUUAGGGUUUUUUUUAAUGUGGCAUGUAGAUGGGUGCUAACAUAGCUUCUCCCCCAUUACUAUAGUGUAAUAAUAAUAAUAUUACACCACACUGAAAUGUAUUCAGAAACAGAUGUUUCAACUUUAUUCUUUUUUCAGAGGCGUUUUAAGUUGUACCGAUGAUACUGUUUCUUGCACUGACUAUAUAUAAACACUCCAUAGUGUUUAUAUUGGGGAGAUACUGGGAUAGACAUAUAUUUGUAAAAGAUGAAGACUGUACCUGUUGUUUUUUUUUUUGUUGUUGUUGUUUUUUAAUUCUGGUUCAUUUAAGUUUUUCUUCAGGCUGGAAUGCAUUUUUCUUGCUGUUCAGUGCUUUAUCCUUCUGAUCUGUUGUUCUGUGGUCCCAGUGACCUUAGCUAUGUAGCAGACUUCCCAAAAUGUAUGGAGUGCAAAUAAAUAGUUACUUAGCAAGAACUUAAAAUAUGUCUGCAGGUUUCUCCUUGAAGCAAAUGUGUGAGUAUCAUUGCAUAUCUAGAAAUCUGUUUCAUCCUUCUCCAUUGACAUUGUAUUUGAUGCCUAAUUUCUUCCAUCUGAUCUGUGAAUUGACAGGCCUAUUUAAACCAUCAGUAUUUAUUGCCUUUCAGGGUUAUUAGCAAAAUUUGUAGAAAAAAAAUUCUCACCCCCUCCCUUACACACAAUUUGUGUUGAAGGCAAUCCCAAGUAGUUAAAUGUUUGACACUUUAAUGAAUGACCAGCAGUUUUCAGCUUUCAAAAGCUCUUACAUAAAGGGCUGGUGUUGCAUCUCAGUAGUAGAGUGCUUGCCUAUCAUGGAAAGGCCCUAACUUUGAGCACUAGUACCAGGCCAAACAAAGCAAGGCACAUUCAGAUUUUACAUGCUGGCUACCUGUCCUAUUGCUGUAACAUGCCCAGUCUCCCACAGCUGUCUUGAUCCAUUUUUCUUGUACACAGAGUAUGCUUUACUUCUCAAAUUGUCACAUUACUUAAUGGUGUUACAUUAAAGCCCUAUGUUGUAUCUUUUUACUGAA